This is a messenger RNA of Sinocyclocheilus rhinocerous, 966 nucleotides long. RefSeq lists its product as uncharacterized. NCBI's taxonomy places the organism in Eukaryota, Metazoa, Chordata, Actinopteri, Cypriniformes, Cyprinidae. The transcript has 9 exons. The record is from RefSeq and is a predicted model, not a curated record. Bases 292 to 894 code for a protein of 200 amino acids.
GUGAGAAAGGACAUUUCGCGUAUGUGAUGCACACACGUGAAACACACGAAAACCAACAUUGCUGUUAAAACGUGUUUUAUUUAUUAAAAAAUGAGCGUAACAAGAAAUGAACACGGUGGGGAGGCGGAUGACGAUCGUCUUUUCCUCGAUCAAGUUGUAUGAUUUUGGUGAUGGAAAAAAACAAAAGAUUGGGAAAGUCUCGGAAAAGAAAGAACUCAGCUAAAGAUGACAUGAACGAUACUGAGGAAAAUACAGAUACAGUCUGUCACAGACACAGACUCAGAGCAGCUCAUGACACACUCAACAGUAUGUGAACACAUGCUAUCUGGGGCAAAACGAUCCAACGUGGAGGUUGUUACAUUUAUUGUUCCUUUGAAGAAGAACAAAUUAUCAAAGGCUGUUGAAUCAGGGCAGAAGGUUUCCGAUGUCAAAGAAAAGAAGAAAAACGAUGAAAAACUAACAAUAGAAAAGGCUCGGUUUGAGGUUCACAAGUUUGGGCUGUCGGGGUAUCAGAAGCAGCAGCAGAGGGUCUUUGAGCAGGACAGAGCCAUCAUGCUGGGAGCCAGAGCCCCUAAAAAGCAGUAUGUUAAUUACAAAGUGUAUCAACAAAUGAUAAAAGAACAGAAGAUGAAAGCCAAAGAGGAAGCAAAAUCUGAACCACAGAAGAAAAGAAAGAAAGAAGGGAAAUCAAGGACUGAGAAAAGUAAAUCGUCGUCUAGCGGAGAGCUUGGUGGACAAGUUGGACGCUUCAAAAACGGAAUGCUGAUGUUGAGCUCCAAAGACAUUCAGAAAUCGAAAGUUAAAGUGAAAAGGGCUUUUGGCUUGACCGGGACUUUUUCAAUCCCAGCACCCCAGAUUCAUGGUCUGAGUGAUGAUAUUUCUGGGGGCUUUUGAAGCACAUUAAAGGUAUGAAAAAGAGGCAUAAUUCUACUUCAAAGUGCUUUUGGGUCCGACUCCAGUUUUGGC